AUGAACCGAGUUGACCGCCCCAGAUCCAAGCCCGAUCCGCUAGCCCGGCCCGAUUCUGAGCACAACCAAGGGUUCACUAGCCCUAGCUAUCUUUCAAUUUUCGUUUCGAACCAGGCCCCGAGUUGCCAUGCCGAACCUGGACCGCGGUCAAGUCGAGCUGCACAUAGCCAGCGGAUGAUCGAUCGGCUCCAAUUAAGUCAUCGGGCCAGUUCAGUUGAACCAGUCCGGACGAUUCGAAGAGAAUUUCAGUUAGUCAGAAUCAGUUCGGGCAAUUCGGACGCUUGUGGAAAGUCACUUGCACUUUUGUGGGACCCUGUACUGGGUACUACAUUUUCUAAAAUUGCAAUGUCUUGGCUUAGUGCACAACAAGUUCAGAUAAGCCUCAAAAUGUCCAUGCUUGAAAUACACUGUUAUCAGAAACUUAGCAUGAUGCUAACAAUGCAUAAUGUUAGAAUCUGUAGUGUUGUCUCGUCCACAGUUUUUACGCUCAGGAUCUGUGCGAUUUUAAAGGAGAUCGUGUAUGCCGUCAAUAACUUGGGCAACCCUUUAAUGGAGACGACGGCUAUUCGGCUUGCUGAAGACGGCAUCCAACAAGAUGAAGAAUUCUUUAUCCCCGAAUAUUCUCGAAGAGGUGACAAAGACCCUAAAAAUGAUUACAACAGCCGAGAUCGGCAGACCGCGCUCGUGAGCGGUGACAACCGACAAUUUCGGGCGAUGGCAGCGGCACUACUAUAUGGAGUUUCUGAAGAGGUCAUGCACGGACCGGUUCGGGCUUAUGUCUGUGGCUUUUGCCGUGCUUUUCAUCCUCACCUGGCUUCUAAAGGAGAUAAAUGGCAGGAACUGAACGUGACUGGAAACAUUGUCGACCUGAAGCUCAGAAGACCUGCUUGGAAAUGUAAGUCUCAAGUUCUAUGGAGACGUGAGUCAGCUUCACAUGAAAGCCACUUCUGUACCUGUUGUGCUUUGGUGAUAGCACAACAGUGCCAUAGUGCUGCUGAGAUGCUCGAUAACAGGCAAGUUGUCUUCUUUCCUUUUGUGAUAGCAGGCGUCAAAUCAAACCUUUUAUUAGCCUUCAAAUCUUUAAUUCUUUAUCUUGUUUCAUUAGUGGACUUCUUUUUUCCAGUGGCAGGUGCUUCAAUGGCCCACGGGCUUCAAUGGGUGGUGAGUCUCCAAGAACAGUUACACGCCGAAAGAGACCUACGAGCUGCUCUAGAAGUUGGCUUAAGCAUGUCUUCUAAUCAGUUUUAUGGAUCUCGUAGCAUGGGUUCUAAGACGAGAGCCGAGCUUGAGGAGAUUGAUCUUGCAGAGGCAGAUGUGUCCAUAUUGAAGCAAAAAGUUGUCGAGCUGCACCAUCAGCUAAAUCAACAACGCCAGCAUCACUAUAUGGGCCCCUUCCAGAUUCAACCGACUGUUACCAACAUACCCAAAGCAAAAUUCACAGCAGUUAGUCCGAUCCCCAUUUUUAUUUGA
Messenger RNA from Striga asiatica, 1470 nucleotides. The record is from the annotation of a GenBank genome assembly. NCBI's taxonomy places the organism in Eukaryota, Viridiplantae, Streptophyta, Magnoliopsida, Lamiales, Orobanchaceae.